This is a messenger RNA of Suillus plorans, 348 nucleotides long. RefSeq lists its product as uncharacterized. The record is from RefSeq and is a predicted model, not a curated record. The transcript is spliced from 2 exons. Lineage: Eukaryota; Fungi; Basidiomycota; Agaricomycetes; Boletales; Suillaceae. Bases 26 to 214 code for a protein of 62 amino acids.
ACUAUGCUUGAUAUAUCUCGGCACCAUGGGUUUCUUCUCACAGUCAUUCGACCCAGUCACUGACCUACCAGACUUGUCUGGUAAAGUCAUACCUAUUAGUACAGGCGGAAAGCACGCAGGUAUCGGCUACUCAACUGUGAAGCACCUGGCACGUCGUGGUUCUAAGGUGUACAUGGCCGCACGCAACCAAAACCUAUUCCCCGUUCAAUCUUAGAUCUAGAUGACCCGCUCAUAUGAGAAGACCGUCUCUCCCUUUCCUCAUCCGAAGUUAGAGGGCAUCCAUUUCAAAGUUUCAUUUGUAAAUAGCGCUCAGUUCCUUUUUUAGUUGACGGUGACACUGGUAACUAG